GAGAAAUCCGAAAUACCGGAACAGACAGGAAAAUAGGCAAACGUUACAAAAUGGCGCCCGAGCAGGGAGUCUAGUGCGCAAGUACAAACUGAAAACGACAACUCGGCCUGAGCGAAAGAGAUCCCUUUUAAAAUGUUUGUCUUACAACAACUAUUUUUUAGCUACAUGUCGAUGACGUCCGAUUCCGGUUCCGAAAAAGAUGAAAAAGAAGCUACCGAAGAAAUGCACCUCCAUACCGACCCCGAGAAUCAUGAGGAAGACGAAGAACAACGGCUAUUUAUACAAAUACAUCCACCACCAUCAUCUCCGCCACCAGACCAUAAUAUUAGUGAUUUUCGGACCAGCUGGAUCUAUCUACUACCUACGUAAAAAUGAUCUGAUAUUGCAACUGCAGAAAUUCAACCUUGUCGAUUCUGGAAAUGUUAAGCAGCUACGACGCCGACUUGCCAGAUUCAUUAGAUGGCAAGGCAGCACCCCAGCCGUCAGGAAAUGGCGCGUUUGUUUU
This is a messenger RNA of Ceutorhynchus assimilis (cabbage seed weevil), 505 nucleotides long. The record is from the annotation of a GenBank genome assembly. NCBI's taxonomy places the organism in Eukaryota, Metazoa, Arthropoda, Insecta, Coleoptera, Curculionidae.